This is a messenger RNA of Misgurnus anguillicaudatus (oriental weatherfish), 2452 nucleotides long. It is a transcript of the gene slc38a9, whose product is annotated as solute carrier family 38 member 9. Lineage: Eukaryota; Metazoa; Chordata; Actinopteri; Cypriniformes; Cobitidae. The record is from RefSeq and is a predicted model, not a curated record. Gene Ontology annotation, biological process: amino acid transmembrane transport. Gene Ontology annotation, molecular function: L-amino acid transmembrane transporter activity. Gene Ontology annotation, cellular component: lysosomal membrane.
UCUCACACAAUAAGGAUGCAUUAUAUUGAGGUACAAUGUGUACUUCAAGUCCCACGCGACCUUGGGAAAGCACGUGCCAUUUAAAUACUGAAUUUCCUUUUCAAAACAUUUGUUUGGCUCAGCAGAUUGUUGCUGUUUGACAGGUUUGGAUGAACACCAGCAGAAGUGAAGUGAAGUGAUCAUUGAAGAUAGUUUGGAGAAGGUCUGAAGUGUCUACGUGUGAUGAGAGUUUGACAGGAGCACGUCAUGAUGGAUGAAGACAGUAAACCAUUACUGGGUUCGAUGCGAGCGGUGGUGGACUAUUACACCGAUUCACUCGACUCCAGACAGAGAAGGCCGUUUCACGUGGAGCCCAAAAAUAUUGUAGGUGAAGAUGUUCAGGAGAGAGUCUCUGCUGAAGCUUCAGUCCUGAACAGUAGAGUUCAAUACUACGGCCGUCUAACAGCUUCUUCAGACAGACUGCUGGUUCCUCCAGAUCAUGUGAUUCCUGCUGCUGAGGACAUCUAUAUCUACAGUCCAUUGGGAACAGCGUACAAAGUACAGGGAGGUGACAGUCCUUCCAAAAACCCCAGCAUUGUCACAAUUUUUGCCAUAUGGAACACCAUGAUGGGAACAUCCAUAUUGAGUAUGCCAUGGGGAAUAAAACAGGCUGGUUUCACUCUGGGCAUCAUCAUUAUUGUUCUUAUGGGUCUGCUGAUGCUCUACUGCUGUUACAGAGUAUUGAAAUCCACAAAGUCAAUACCUUUCAUAGAUACAUCAGACUGGGAGUUUCCUGAUGUAUGUAAAUAUUACUUGGGGGCGUUUGGAAAAUGGUCGAGUCUUAUAUUCUCUUUGGUGUCAUUGGUCGGUGCGAUGGUGGUCUACUGGGUUCUUAUGUCCAAUUUCAUGUUCAACACAGGGGAAUUCAUUUACAACUAUGUUCACAAUGUCAGCACAUCAGAUAAAGAGUAUGGCACCAAUGGUUCAGAGAGAGUGGUUUGUCCGUAUCCAGAUUUGGAUCCAGACAGGAACAGUAGUGUUGUCUUGUUCUCUGUGAGUGACAACGGUACAGGACAUGCAACGUUUGACCGCUGGUGGAGUAAAACCAACACCGUCCCGUUCUACCUCAUCGCUCUUCUCCUCCCACUACUCAACUUUCGCUCUGCCUCCUUUUUCGCCAGGUUCACCUUUCUCGGCACUUUAUCUGUAUUGUAUCUCAUCAUUCUCGUCACCCUUAAAGCAAUUCGACUGGGCUUUCACCUUGAGUUCCACUGGUUUGUGUCCUCUGAGGUUUUUGUUGCAGAGUUUAGGUCAACGUUUCCUCAGCUGAGUGGUGUUCUGACAUUAGCAUUUUUUAUUCACAACUGCAUCAUCACGCUUAUGAAGAACAACAAACAUCAAGAAAACAAUGUGCGAGAUCUGUCAUUGGCUUAUCUCCUGGUGGGUUUAACAUACCUCUACGUUGGUGUGUUGAUCUUUGCUGUGUUUCCAUCUCCUCCUCUGUCUAAAAAGUGCAUUGAGCCAAAUUUUUUGGAUAACUUCCCCAGCGGUGACAUCAUGGUGUUUGUAGCGAGGACCUGCCUUCUGUUCCAGAUGACCACGGUUUAUCCUCUGCUGGGGUAUCUUGUCCGGGUACAGCUGAUGGGGCAAAUCUUUAGUAAUCCUUACCCCGGUUUCCUCCAUGUCUUUUUUCUGAACAUCUUUGUCGUCGGAGCAGGAGUCCUCAUGGCCAGAUUUUACCCCAAUAUUGGCUCUAUUAUCAGGUUUUCUGGUGCCAUAUGCGGUUUGGCUCUUGUGUUUGUUCUGCCAUCAUUGAUUCAUAUGAUCUCAUUGAAGCGGCGUGAUGAGUUACGCUGGCCCUCAGCUAUCUUUCACACCUUCCUUAUCCUGCUGGGCGUGGCCAAUUUAUUUGGACAGUUCUUCAUGUAAUGAACCUGUGCUUUUGUGUUUACCUGAUGGACAAGAGGACAUCAAUCCUUGAAUGAUUCUCAGUUGUGCUGUUUGGAGAUUAACCAACUAAUUGUGUUUUAUUGCAGUUAUAAGACACCCACAUAUAAUGCCUUGUUUGGUUUAUACAUUCAUUUUAAUGUCUUUUAUCACUUCUCAUUAACUCUGUUCAAUCUUUUACAUGUUUUCUACAGGGAAGUGUUUUAUUUCUUCGCUUCUCUGUCAUUUAAACUUCUUUAGAAUCAAGUCACAGUGCAUUUAGCAAGAUUUUAUACAGUUUAUUCAUUGGUUGAAUAUGGUGACACAUACACGGACUGUGUGAACUGAACUGUCAGUUAGUUUACUGUUCAUUUCUUUAAAUGAUUCACGUGUCAAAUGAAGUUUUCUGAUCACUAGCACUAACACACUUGUCCAUGUGCAAUAUAAACACAACGAACAGUCUUCCAAACCCACUUUAUAGUGUUGUGUUAAAUGUGAUCAAUUAAAGCUGCUUAUUGGAUGCAUAAAGGGAAGAGAUAGAUAGCUA